Messenger RNA from Filobasidium floriforme, 735 nucleotides. RefSeq names its product hydantoin racemase. Lineage: Eukaryota; Fungi; Basidiomycota; Tremellomycetes; Filobasidiales; Filobasidiaceae. The transcript is spliced from 2 exons. The record is from RefSeq and is a predicted model, not a curated record. The coding region runs from base 1 to 735 and encodes 244 amino acids.
AUGCCGCCCCACAAGAUCCUGCUCUUCAACCCAAAUUCGACAGAGGGCUUCACAACGGCCAUGACGGAGCAUAUCACCAAGUACUACGAGUCCAAUGAUGACGUGCAUGUCCGGUUUGGCACUGCUCCCGUCGAGGCUCCGGCGUCCAUCACUUCUGUGACCACCUCGAUACUCUCCGCUGCAAGCUCUCUGCGCAACAUUCUGUCGGAACUUGAACACGAGAAUUACGACGCUAUCGUCAUCGCCUGCUUCUCUGCACACCCUUUGGUGCCCAUGCUACGUGAGAUGACGACAGUACCAGUCGUCGGUAUCAUGGAGGCUGGAAUCCUCAUGGCGUCUCAAGUCGGCAGCAAGCCGGGAAUCAUUACCACCGACAAGCGGUGGGAACCGUUACUGGAGCACGAGAUCGAGGGAGAACUGGGUCUUUCCCGCCAGUGCCGAGCGGGCGUCAUGUCGAGUGGUCUUUCGGUGUUGGAGCUCGAGACGUUGCCGUGGGAACGAGUAGGCGCCGCUCUGGGGAGAGCCGCAGCCCGCAUGGUCGCCGAGAGAGAGGCCGACGUGAUCCUGCUCGGCUGCGCCGGGAUGGUAGGGCUAGACGAGGUCGUUCAGCAUCACGUCGGCCCCGAUGUGACCGUGAUCGACCCAGUAGUGUGUGCGGUCGAGACAGCCGUCAGUCUAGCACGGAUGAAGCUGCGUACGGCGAAAGCGGGACGUUAUGCAAUGUCCACCAUGUAG